This is a messenger RNA of Cladophialophora carrionii CBS 160.54, 99 nucleotides long. RefSeq lists its product as uncharacterized. The annotation marks the transcript as partial. The record is from RefSeq and is a predicted model, not a curated record. The transcript has a single exon. NCBI's taxonomy places the organism in Eukaryota, Fungi, Ascomycota, Eurotiomycetes, Chaetothyriales, Herpotrichiellaceae.
AUGUGGCGAAAAAGGUUGCCGCUGAGAGAUAUUCGAAAAGCGAAGAUAUGGCUCUAUCGAAGCCAAUGUGUGACAUGCUCGAAGAGAAGGAAACAUUAC